UUUACAUGCAUAUUUUUUUAUUUGAUAAAUACUGCACCAAACAUCUUAGCUAAAUGUAAAAUUGCACUACUCGGCAAAAACGUCAACAUUGAUUUAUUUUAGAUGAAUUCUGAAUUAUUUUUCAAGCGAAGGUCUUUGGUGUGUUUAAGAGUCCAGGCGGUCUCUUCGCCUAGCUGAGUUAUGCUAGGAGCAAACCGAAUCUAUUUUUAUUUUAUUUAUUUCACCUUUAUUUAACCAGGUAGGCUAGUUGAGAACAAGUUCUCAUUUGCAACUGCGACUUGGCCAAGAUAAAGCGUAGCAAUUCGACACAUACAACAACACACAUGGGAUAAAGAAAACAUACAGUCAAUAAUACAGUAGAACAAAAGAAAACAAAAAGUAUAUAUACAGUGAGUGCAAAUGAGGUAAAUUAAGGAAAUAAAUGGGCCAUGGUGGCGAAGUAAUUACAAUAUAGCAAUUAAACACUGGAAUGGCAGAUCGGCAGAAGAUGAAUGUGCAGGUAGAGAUACUGGGGUGCAAAGGAGCAAAAUAAAUAAAUACCAGUAUGGGGAUGAGGUAGGCUGAUGGUAUGUCGGGACAGAAUGUUGUGUCUAGAUGGAGGAAAGCUCUAUUAUCACGUCGGGGACAACAGUUGUUGACAACCAUAGCGUUUUAGCUUUAUUUUGUAUUUAUUUAACUAGACAAGUCAGUGAAGAACAAAGUUUUAUUUACAAUUACGGCCUCCCUCGGCAAAACCCUCCCCUAACCCGGACGACGCUGGGUCAAUUGUGCGCCCUAUGGGACUCCCGAUCGGUUGUGAUUACAGUCGGGGAUCGAGUCAGGGUCUGUGGUGACUCUGAGUUUCAGUGCCUUAGACCGCUGCGUCACUCGAAAGCCCCAGUCCCGACAAACCAUCACUGUCACCACCGGUAACAAAAUACACAAAAUAAGGGUAGGCCAAUCAUUUAGUAAAAAUUCAGCAAUAGCCUAAAAAGCUAGCGUACAAUAAUCAACACGGCAUGUUCCCCAUCAUUUAUUUUCAGCUCCAUCCUGCCACCUUAUCAGCUGUUGUCAUACACACCCGGGUCUGAGAAGUAGGCCUUAUUUCACAUAUUCAUAUUUUUAUUAAUUCGAGCUAAAAAAACAAAGCCUGAUUUAACAUCAAACAAUUUGCACAAAUAUUUGCACGUGCAUAAAGUUGGUCUGGUGCUGUAGAACAUUGUUGGUCACGUGACAUUUUAUUAGGAAGUUACAUUUAGCGCUUUUUGAUUUUUAAGUUUUAUAUUAGUGGAUGCUUGCUUGUAUGAACACCCCGAGCGAACUGUUUGUGGUUAUAUGAUGAAUACAACCAACAAAAUAAAAAUAAAAUGUCGCGCAUUGAUUUAUGAUGAACCUUUGCUGAUUAUGACGCAUACUGCCGUAUCCACGACAACGGAUGUAAAAAAGAAACAAACAUGGCAUAAAAAUAUUCUGCAAAAGGUUUCUUUUUUUUAAACCUAAAAAUGAAUUAUAAUUAUCCAAUGACAAACACACGCUCCAAACCAGGACUUGGAUUAGUUGACGGUGGAGAAUCGUAGAUCAUUUGAAAGCACCUUUAUCCUCAUAGUGAUAAAGGACUGGCAAGUGUCUCUCAGAGAGGAAUGGAUGACACGGGAGAGUCGAUGAUGAUGACUCCUGAGGAAAAACUUACCCAGUAUGGUAGCAGGGCCCAAGCCUUUGCAGACACUCAACAGUUUGAUGCUUGUAUCCAGGACCUUGUCCGCUGUGUGGCUCUUACAAGACUGGUAUAUGGAGAUGGGCAAUUGAAACUAGCCCAAGCCCAUGUCAGACUGGCUAAAGCAUACCUACAGUUUAAAGGCUGGGCAGUGCAGGCCCAGGAGCACUCAGCCAGAGCCAGUGACCUGCUCCCCUUCUGCACCCCCAACUCCACCAGCCCGGAGGACAGGGUCCACAUUCUCUCCUGUCUCCUCAACAUAUACCUAACACAGGGAGGCGCCACUCUGCUGCUGGCAAAUCUCGAGGAAGCAGAGUAUAAUCAUCGAAAAGCAGAGAGGAUUGUGGUCGAACUUCAUCAGCUAGGAGGCAUGAGCAAGGAGGAGAAAAUGGAGACUGAGUUUCAGAUAUCCACGUCUCUGUCCAGGGUGUACCAGCGGCAAGGCAGGUCAGAGGAGGCCCUGGGUCAGUGUGAGAGUAGUUUGCAGCUGCUGGAGGGCUGGGAAAGGCCAGGUCAGGCCUGCUCCGUCUAUAAGGACAUGGCUGCCAUCGAACAGGCCCAGGGCCGCCUCGACAGAGCUUUAGAGCACCUCUCUAAGGCUCAUGCCAUAGCUCUGAGUCAGAGCCCUGGGGGUCUGGAUGGGGCUCACAUCGCUCACAGCCUGGCCUUGGCCUACUCUACUGUAGCAGAGCCCCACCACAAUGACUCAGCAGCACACUACUAUGAGGAGAGUCUGAGUACAUACAGGAGCUCCCUCGGCCCACAGGCUACUGUCACUCUAAACCUUCAGGAUGACUACUGUCGCUUCCUCCUCCUCACUGGGCAGCAAGAGAGGUGUGUAGAGAUCCAGAGGGAGUCCCUGGCCUUGAAGAGAGAGACGUUUGGUGACCUGAGUCCUGAGGUGGCUGACACUCUGCAGCUGAUUGGAGGGGUGCAGAUGACCCAGGGCCAGGUGAAGCAUGCCCAUAGGACCAUGAGCAAGUGUCUGGACAUUCAGAGUAUCCUGUAUGGCUCUCAGCAUAAGAAGACAAGAGCCACGCAGAAGACAGUGGACAUGCUGGCCCAGGCGCCCGAGGUUGCUGGGAGACAGAGGGAGGGUAGUUUGAAAACAAGGCCUCCUUUCUGUGCAGUCCUACCUUCUUAUAGCAAGGCAGGAGGAAACGCCAACAUGUCAGACUCCUAACAUGCCAUCAGAGCUGAGCUGGAUGAAUGAGCUUUGGCCCUCUACGAAAGUAAAGCCUCUCCCUUUGUCGCAAGAAGAAAUUCAAUGAAUUGGAAAUGAACCAAGAAGACCCCUGGCAAUCCUUUCUGUUUUCAUUGUGCAUUCUCUGAGAAAUUAGUGUCAGGCUGUUGGCAGGACAACGCAGACAGAACUCCUCAGAAUGAAGGGAAGGUUCUACAGCUCAGGAGAAGAGCUGCAGCGGAGGACUCUGUCCCUUCCCUGUCUCUCUGUGUAUACAACGAAGACGUUCAAUGUUAUGUUUAUGUUGUAUUAAUAAAGACUCAAACUCAGGAAACACA
Molecule: messenger RNA, 3214 nt
Organism: Oncorhynchus keta (chum salmon)
Lineage: Eukaryota; Metazoa; Chordata; Actinopteri; Salmoniformes; Salmonidae
Gene: ttc23
Product: tetratricopeptide repeat domain 23
Exons: 11
Coding region: 1620-2876 (418 amino acids)
Molecular function (GO): protein binding
Source: RefSeq, a predicted model, not a curated record